AUGGUGAAAUUUACUAAGCAGAAUUUCUUUUUUUUAGUUGGUGGAAUGAUAAUUUAUGUAGUUGAUAUUGGAGUAGACUUCUGGGUAGCUAGUAGAUAUUUCUGUCAAGGACAAUAUUCCUGGAGUAUAUUGAUACUUUGUUUUAGAGGUCUUUCAUCAAUAAUAACUCAGAUAUUUAGUUAUGAGUGGUUUAAAAACGACUGGGAAGGUACCGAUACUGGGAAGCUGAAACUGGUUUUUCUAGUUCAUCUCUUUCAUUGUGGAAUUUUUAUAAGGUAUUGGUUUGCUUUGAAAUACGGCUGUCAAGCUGCAUUUAAACAAACAAGUAGCAGAGGUGCAUCAGAAGCAGACCCUUCCAACUUCAUUCAAAAACAAGCUAUUGAUGCAGUGACUGAUAUUAACAUGCUCAGGGUGUUCAAGGCUUUUCUUGAGACCACACCACAACUUUUUCUUCAGAUUUACAUUCUCAUGGAACAUGGCAAAACUCAUUUCUAUCAAUAUGCUGCCAUUAUGAUGUCUUUUUGUGGUAUCUCCUUAUCAAUGGUUGAUUAUCAGAUAUCACUACGAAAAUCUCUGCCUGACAAAGAUGAAUUUCAUCUCUUUUCCAAGUUUGUGUAUCUCUUCUAUAAAUUGCUUACCAUCACUUCUUGGAUACUCAGUAUUUCAUUGAUCACUCUACUCAAUGUCAGAAUUUCUGUAAUUCUGCUGAUAUUUCUUUGGAUCUCUGGCUUCAUUUGGACUUUGAAACAGAAUACAACAUUUUGCAAGUCUAAGAAGAUGGAGUAUCUGUACAGAACUAUAGUUGGAAUCAUCCUAUUUUUUUCAUUUUUUAACAUAAAGGGGAGAAGAACAAAAUUUUGCAUUUCUAUUUAUUAUGCUACUCACACUGUAGUGACUCUAGGUAUUUUAUUUGUAUAUAUGUUCUGGAAACCUUCCAUUAUCAAAGAAAUAUGUUUUACAAUUGUAAGCAUAUUAACUAUUUCAAGUCUGGUGUUAGGUAUCAUUUUUCUUGUUGUUUAUUACAGCCAUUUUCAUCCCACUACUUAUUGCACACCUCAGGCAUAUUCAGAUGAAAUGGAUGGAGGGGCGGGGCAAAAAGUUAGAGUGAAAACUGGUAGAUUUCAGAAUUUCUUAAUGCAAUGA
Molecule: messenger RNA, 1143 nt
Organism: Zonotrichia leucophrys gambelii
Lineage: Eukaryota; Metazoa; Chordata; Aves; Passeriformes; Passerellidae
Gene: XKR9
Product: XK related 9
Exons: 3
Coding region: 1-1143 (380 amino acids)
Biological process (GO): apoptotic process involved in development; phosphatidylserine exposure on apoptotic cell surface; engulfment of apoptotic cell
Cellular component (GO): plasma membrane
Source: RefSeq, a predicted model, not a curated record